CGCGAUGACGCGCGAGGGAGCGUUCUUCAUAUCCGAUGAUUGAAUGAUGAAACGCAGUUGGAGGUUGUCACAAAUAUAUAACAUAGUUCCGGCGUACCGAGGAAACGAUGAUCUAAUCCAGGUGAUUCUCCUCCUCUGUGCAGUAGCAGCCAGUGGUCAGUUCUUCCAACCUUUUUUCCCUUUCUUCCCCUACUUUCCCUUCCGUUACAACUUUGGACUACCAGGUUUUGAGGAAUAUGCUGCAUCUUUAGGCGGAGCCAAGGUUGGUCUGUAUGGAAGAUCUUCUGGUUUUGGUGGGCCUUUCUUGCCCCCCUUUGGACCCUUUGGGAGAUUAGGAGGCUCUGAAGUGACAGGAGCCUCCCUGGCGGGAGCUAAAGUCGGCAUCUAUGGUAAAGAAAACUCUCAAAGAAGCGUCUAUGGAUAAAAAAAAAACACUUCCCAUGAACGACUGGAAGAUGAUGAACUGACAAGAAAGGAAUUGAGCUUAUGAAGAAAAGUGUAAAUAGGAAUGUAAAAUUCAAUAAAUGAAUGG
Uloborus diversus is the source of this 532-nucleotide messenger RNA. RefSeq lists its product as uncharacterized. The record is from RefSeq and is a predicted model, not a curated record. The coding region runs from base 44 to 424 and encodes 126 amino acids. The transcript has 3 exons. NCBI's taxonomy places the organism in Eukaryota, Metazoa, Arthropoda, Arachnida, Araneae, Uloboridae.